This is a messenger RNA of Dalotia coriaria, 464 nucleotides long. RefSeq lists its product as uncharacterized. The transcript has 3 exons. Lineage: Eukaryota; Metazoa; Arthropoda; Insecta; Coleoptera; Staphylinidae. Bases 69 to 389 code for a protein of 106 amino acids. The record is from RefSeq and is a predicted model, not a curated record.
GGCCGAAGAGUGCGCUGUGAGUGCGUGCGGGCGGUGGUAGUUUAGCGGCGGAUACUUUUCUUCCUGCGAUGGCGCUCGCGGGCGGCAAGAUCGUCCGCAGGAUCGGCACGAUGUGUCGAAUCGAACUCGUGCAGGGAUUUCAACACGCCACGGCUAAUUCUUCUUAUUUAAAUAAUGUUAAGUGCGUGCACAAUAGAUUAGUACUCAGACAAUGUCGGCGUUUUGCCGCCACCGGGCCGGUGUCUAGUCCAAGUGAAAAACAAACUCUAACACAAGUGUGCAAGAAGGAGAAUAUCGCCCAUCGGACGCCCUCGGCGGCGGCGAGCAGUAGUUCCUCAUCUACUUCCUCCGAUUCGGAUUUUGAUGAACAAGGGACUAGAGGAAUUUAAUUUCGGCGGAGAUGGGUCAGUGAUUUCAUUAAGGUUGUUUUCUUACCGUCAUUCGGGCAAAUCCAAAGCACGUUC